Molecule: messenger RNA, 1063 nt
Organism: Otolemur garnettii (small-eared galago)
Lineage: Eukaryota; Metazoa; Chordata; Mammalia; Primates; Galagidae
Gene: TNFRSF4
Product: TNF receptor superfamily member 4
Exons: 7
Coding region: 1-837 (278 amino acids)
Biological process (GO): inflammatory response
Molecular function (GO): tumor necrosis factor receptor activity; protein binding
Source: RefSeq, a predicted model, not a curated record
AUGUGUGUGGGGGUUCAGCUGCUGCGGUCCCAGGUGCCCUGCUCAGCCCUGCUGCUGCUGGGACUUGUGCUGGGGGCUGCUGCUGAACUCCGCUGUGCUGAGGACACCUACCCUAGUGGCAGCCGAUGCUGCCACGAGUGCCAACCAGGCCAUAGGAUGGUGAGCCGCUGUGACCACUACCGGGACACCGUGUGCCUUCCGUGCCCACCUGGCUUCUACAAUGAGGCUGUCAACUACGAGAUCUGCAAGCCCUGCACGCAGUGCAACCAGCGAAGUGGGAGUGAACCCAGGCAGAAGUGCACAGCCACACAGGACACUGUCUGCCGCUGCCGGCCAGGCACCCAGCCCCAGGAAGGCUAUAAGCAUGGAGUUGACUGUGUCCCGUGUCCCCCUGGCCACUUCUCCCUAGGUGACAACCAGGCUUGUAAGCCCUGGACCAACUGCUCCGCUGCUGGGAAGCACACACUGUAUCCAGCCAGCAACAGCUCAGAUGCCAUCUGUGAGGACAAGAGCCCCUUGACCAUACCAUCCAGGGAGACCCAGGGCCCCCCAGCCAGGCCCAGCAGUGCCCAGCCCACAGCAGCCAGGCCUUGGCCAUCACAGGGCCCCUCCAUACCCUCCUUGGAGGCCCCCCAGGGCUCUGCACUUGCUGCCAUCCUGGGCCUGGGCCUGGGCCUGGGUCUGCUGGCACCUCUGGCCACACUGCUGGCCCUACACCUGUACCGGAGGGCCUGGAAGCUGCCCACAGAUGCCCCCAAGCCCCCUGGGGGAAACAGCUUCCGGACCCCCAUCCAGGAGGAGCAUAAGGAUGCACACUCCUCCCUGGCCAAGAUCUGAGCAAUGUCCACUGAAGAAGUCAUGCCCCUCCCAGGGCCCCCCAGAAGGUCCAGCAGGCUGUGUGGGGCAGUGGGUGCACCCCAGGUGCAGGCUGCCAUGCCUGUGAGGGGCCCACCACCAUGCUCGACACGGUACCUGGGUCUGCCGCACCGUUCUAGGUGCUCCUAGAGGUUCCUGGGCUCUCUAUGUAUGUCGUGCAUACUCCACGCCCGGGCAGUGCCCCAAU